AGAUUAAGAUUUCAGAAGUCGAUGUUUAUAGUGGUAAACAGGUUUAUGAAACGGCUCAGAACAGAAAAAUGUCGGAGACAUUGAAAGACCUAAGUAAAUUAGAGUCACGAUUUUUAGACUAUCCGAACUUUUAUGAUAAACUAAAUGAAACUCUAGAUGAUAUUGGUGUUAACAAUGACAUGGUUCACAGGCGAAGACAAAAUGCCCUUCUAGGUGAGAAUAUUGGAACAGUAAUGGCAAUGUUGAAAGGGUAUGAUAGGCCGGUGUAUAAUUUUGGUAGUCGCUCUGAAGGUACGACAACAAUCAGUCUACAGUCAGACGCAGAUAGUCUUCACCAUGUACCAGGCAUAAAUGUGGUACAAAGUUUGCAAGAGUUUGAACCAGAAGAUACUACAAAUUACGCUAUAAAUCUCCUGAUGAUUCAAGGUGAUGAUAUUGCUCCUGGUUACUGCCAUCUUGAAGUGAUUAACGAAGAUCUCAGAUUGUCAUCCAUCGACGUUACGGAAGUAAAUGACCAUUACGUCAGAGGGAAAGAUGAUCGUAUAUACUACAAGAAUACUGUAAUGGAAGAUUUUAUGUCUGGAAAAGGUGAAAGGCAUGGGCCUGCCUGGGCCGUAGAGGGUCAAAUGGGAAUAACUGAUCAAGACACUGUUGCUGGAUUAUACUGUAAAUCUUGGCCAUACCAAGCAAGAGACUGGCUCAAUGAAAGUAAUCAAGUAAAAUGGCCAUCAGACGCACUGAAAAGAAAAUGCAUGAAAGAUGGUUGUUUUGUUGUUCCUACUGGAAGUAGUCCAGGAACAGAAUUUGAAUGGAGAAUUUCAACUUCCUUAGCGGAACGACAGCUUAUGUUUAGCCUCAAUAUAGUACAACUAAGAUGCUAUGUCCUAAUGAAAAUAUUAGUAAAAACCUUUAUAAAAGAAGGCACAAUUUCAAGCUUCAUGUGUAAAAAUGUUCUGCUACAAUGUAUAGAGAGUUCGCUGCCUUACGAAUGGAAAGAAGCCAAUCUAUCACAAUGCCUAGAUAAAUGUUUGAAGAGAUUGAGAAGGUGCGUAGAUGAAGAAAACUGUCCUCAUUUCAUGAUACCAACAAAUAAUUUGAUGGCUGGCAAAUUUUCGGAGAAGGUAAAGUCUAAUAUACUUGAAAAGUUGGGAUUCGUCAUAAGCUACACUCGUAUUGUACUAGUAAAAGCAAUAAAACUAGAUGAUCUAAGUAUAAGGUUAAGGAACAAACUCGUCUCAUCCACUGAUUCUAACUGUAUGACACCACUCCAGAUAAGGAGUUCUAUUAAAGCAGAACGCUUAUUGGACACCGCUGUAAUUUUGCGUGGAUACCAAAUAAUACAUCUCACACAUACGUGUAAGUAUUACAAAAAUACAGAAUUACAACAGGAUUUUCAAAGACGGUCUCUCAGAACUCUUGACCAACUAACAAACCAAGAAGAUGAAAAUAAAAGAGAAGUUAGCACACUUGUGUCACCGUUUCUGUCAUCAUUAUUGGGGUCUUUGCAAGCUGCUCGCGUUGAAAAGGACUCUGAUAUUUCAAAACUGCUUGAGGCAGAGGACUUGCUCAUUAAAGGAUGUGAUUCGGAUGUUUCUUCGGGCAGGCUCAAACUUGCCUCAUAUUUUUAUUGUUCAGGAAAAAUAGGAAGAACUGAAUCUAUACUGAAUGAAACUGACGGCAAGUACGAUAGAACUUUAGUUAUACCAAUUUGUAGAUGUUAUCAAGGGCCGAUGGAUACUGGAAGUAUGAACAACAUCAAGUUUCAAGAAGAGAGAAAUCUGGUUAUGAAGAAUAUAGUAGCAUAUUGUGUUAUAUUUCUCCCAGCUGAGAUUAAAUGGAUACCCAAAGAAUUGCAAUAUGAAUUGUAUCGGCUGACUGGUGACAAAGCGGGAAAGAGUGAUAAGGUAACCUGGAUGGAUUGGGCUGUCGUUGAUUCCCUCCCUUACCUUCAUUUUCUACAGUACAAAGUAAACAAACAUUUUCACGAUGAAUACGGUCUGCAGAGGGCGUUGUUAAACAUGGAACAGUCAAUUGGGAGAACACGGAACCUUUGUCAUCGAGAGACAGCAUUGAACCUGCUUGGUCAGUGUAUGGAACAGAAUAAUCAACCAAUAAAAGCUCUGGAAUGCUACUCAAAGUCAUUGAGAUUGCAACCAAGAAACAAUGCAGCGAAAGUGCUCAUUUGUAUUUGCCUCGCAAGACUGUUUCAGAAUAAAAAAGAUGAAGUCACAAAAACAAUAUAUCAGAGACAACGGAAAAUGGAGCAGAACUAAUAGAUUUGAAGACUGGCGCAUCACAAUAUUUCUACAUGUACACAUAAUUAUCAAAACGAUGUCGAUUGAACAAUUAAUAAGAAACUGGUAAAAUAUGAUUCAAAUAAUGGUUUUGUUGUUAAUACACAUAUAUAAUAUACUGUUUGGCUGUUCUACAGUAAAAUAUCUGUACGGUAUGGUACAUGUUUAUGGAGAAUGGCAUAAAAAGAAACAAAUUUAUUCUUCACUGCAUCGACCCUGCGUUAUUGUUUAAGGUAAUGAUGCAUUUAUUCAAGGCGGUAAGGAUGUUGUCAAACUUGUACUAUUUGAUCUACAAAACUGAUCAACUGAAUGAACCAAAUACCGAACAAAGGUAUUGUUUUUCUAGAAACGUUGUGUCUAAUCCGCGCCUAAAAUGACAGACGAAAUAACUCUAAUUUUACCCCGAUGUAAAUGCACUGCAAAAUCUAUUCAUAUUGCUUAUUCAUAUUCAUGGUUAAUGUCCUCGGAAGACCCUAGAGUCUUGAAUGUCUUUUCGAAAUACUUACUCGAAAUUUAUAAUAAAAGAAAUCUUAAGUUAGGUAGUACUAGAAGUAAUAAAACUUUGUCAGACCAUUGAAUGUAUGUUAUUGAAUUUGAAUAUCGAAUGAGUAAUAAGUGUUU
This is a messenger RNA of Ruditapes philippinarum (Manila clam), 2915 nucleotides long. RefSeq lists its product as uncharacterized. Lineage: Eukaryota; Metazoa; Mollusca; Bivalvia; Venerida; Veneridae. The coding region runs from base 69 to 2273 and encodes 734 amino acids. The transcript is spliced from 2 exons. The record is from RefSeq and is a predicted model, not a curated record. Gene Ontology annotation, molecular function: protein binding.